ACCCGUGUCAGAGUGAUUUUUCUUCGUACUUGCAACGACGUCGCAGGCCAAAAUUUUGCGUGUGUCGCUCAGUAUUAUUUGAAACGGAAAAAUUCUCGAAAUUUGCUGUGCACUUUUCAAGGUAGAAGCAGUUGCGUAUAGACAGAAAAUUCAUUCCGCAAAAUGAACGCCGCCCAAGCAACACGGGAGCAUGUCCUUGCUCUUACCCGGGACUUCAUCUCCCAGCCACGCUUGACGUACAAGACUGUGUCUGGUGUGAAUGGUCCCUUGGUCAUUCUCGAUGAGGUGAAAUUCCCCAAGUUCGCCGAGAUCGUGCAGCUGCGUUUGGCCGAUGGUACCUGUCGUUCCGGUCAGGUGCUGGAGGUGAGCGGCUCCAAGGCCGUUGUCCAGGUGUUCGAGGGCACUUCUGGUAUUGAUGCGAAAAACACGCUCUGCGAGUUUACUGGCGAUAUUCUGCGCACGCCCGUCUCGGAGGAUAUGUUGGGCCGUGUGUUCAACGGCUCUGGCAAACCCAUUGACAAGGGUCCCCCAAUUUUGGCUGAAGAUUUCUUGGAUAUCCAGGGUCAGCCCAUUAAUCCCUGGUCGCGUAUCUAUCCCGAGGAAAUGAUCCAGACUGGUAUCUCUGCCAUUGAUGUGAUGAACUCCAUUGCCCGUGGUCAGAAGAUUCCCAUCUUCUCAGCUGCUGGUCUGCCACAUAACGAAAUCGCUGCCCAGAUCUGUCGUCAGGCCGGUCUCGUCAAGCUGCCCGGCAAGUCGGUGCUGGACGAUCACACUGAUAACUUUGCCAUCGUGUUUGCCGCUAUGGGUGUGAACAUGGAGACUGCGCGUUUCUUCAAGCAAGAUUUCGAGGAGAACGGUUCUAUGGAGAACGUGUGCCUGUUCUUGAACUUGGCCAACGAUCCAACCAUUGAGCGUAUCAUUACGCCGCGUCUGGCUCUAACGGCUGCCGAGUUCUUGGCCUAUCAGUGCGAGAAGCACGUGCUAGUCAUCUUGACCGACAUGUCCUCAUAUGCUGAAGCUUUGCGUGAGGUGUCUGCUGCCCGUGAGGAGGUGCCCGGCCGUCGUGGUUUCCCCGGUUACAUGUACACGGAUUUGGCCACCAUUUAUGAGCGCGCUGGUCGUGUUGAGGGUCGUAACGGCUCCAUUACACAGAUCCCCAUCUUGACUAUGCCUAACGAUGAUAUUACCCAUCCAAUUCCCGAUUUGACUGGUUACAUUACCGAGGGUCAGAUCUACGUUGAUCGUCAGCUGCACAACAGACAGAUCUACCCGCCAGUGAAUGUGCUGCCGUCUCUGUCGCGUUUGAUGAAGUCUGCCAUCGGUGAGGGUAUGACACGCAAGGAUCACUCGGAUGUGUCCAACCAGCUGUACGCUUGCUACGCCAUCGGCAAGGAUGUGCAGGCCAUGAAGGCUGUGGUCGGUGAGGAGGCUCUGACGCCCGAUGAUUUGCUGUAUUUGGAGUUCUUGACCAAGUUCGAAAAGAACUUCAUCUCGCAGGGCAACUACGAGAACCGCACUGUCUUCGAAUCAUUGGACAUUGGCUGGCAGCUGCUGCGUAUCUUCCCCAAGGAGAUGCUUAAGCGUAUUCCAGCCUCCAUUUUGGCUGAAUUCUAUCCUAGGGACUCGCGCCAUUAGAUUCUGUUUAAAAUUGUUUUGUUUUUGAUUUAUGUCCAAAAUUUUGUUUCAUUCAUAAUUUAAGCUGGCGGCGCAGCGUGCGGCGCGCCCCCUUCUGCAAUAAUCCGCUGUAUAUGCGUCUAUAUAUAUAUAUACAUACAUAUAUACACAUAAACACAAUAUAAACCACGAAACGGAUAUUAAUAUUGUAAUAUCUACGUAUAAAAAAAAUUUGAUUUGUGUAUACAUAGAGAGUCGAAGCGCAGCCUAAACAAUAACUAGUUAAAUAUUCUCUAAUCACUAAAUAAGCGGAAAGUAUUUUAAAUAUGUGUGUGUUUUAGUAAUCAAAAUUGUCUAAAUAUCCUCAAGUGUACAUAAACUCAAUUAAUUGUUCUCUAUUCACACUUUAAAGAAAAAAAACAAAACAUGAACAUUCACCCUACAAUUUUGUUGCCGACACGUCGAUCAUUUGUUAAAGUUUAACCAAUUUUUUGUUAGGUUUUAAGUGUGUGCGCUCCGUAAAUUGUUUAUUAUUUCUUGAUCAUUA
This is a messenger RNA of Drosophila novamexicana, 2161 nucleotides long. It is a transcript of the gene Vha55, whose product is annotated as V-type proton ATPase subunit B. Bases 163 to 1635 code for a protein of 490 amino acids. Lineage: Eukaryota; Metazoa; Arthropoda; Insecta; Diptera; Drosophilidae. The transcript has 4 exons. Gene Ontology annotation, molecular function: ATP binding; proton-transporting ATPase activity, rotational mechanism. Gene Ontology annotation, cellular component: proton-transporting V-type ATPase, V1 domain. The record is from RefSeq and is a predicted model, not a curated record. Gene Ontology annotation, biological process: proton transmembrane transport; ATP metabolic process.